AGAUUGAGGUGAUUCUUGAGGUGUUAGAAAGCUAAGAAGCAAAGCUACAAUUGUUAUUUUGCAAGAUCAACCCAAUUCAAUCAGUUUCAAGAUAGAAUUCCAGUUCAGAUGCACAGUUUCAAAACCAAGAAAUAAGGUUCCAAAAUCAAGAUGCAACUAUUCAAAACAUAGAAACACAACUUGAAUAGAUUGUUGAUAUGGUUUCUAGAAGAGUUCAAGGGGGUUUGCCAAGCAACAGUGAAAAGAAUCCAAGGGAGCAACUAAAGGUUAUAACUUUGAGGAGUGGAAAAAAACUUAAAAAUGUAGGAAAAUCAGAUGAGAAUGAAAAGGGUGUGGAAGCUGGUGAAUUGAAGCAAGAGGAGAUGCCUAAAACACUUUUUCAUGAUUCGAAUGUCAAACCUUAUGCCAAGUUACGCAAAAUUUUUGAAGGAAAUCCUUACCAAUAAAAGGAAGUUAGAGGAGUUCAAGAUGGUAAAGUUAAAUGAAGAAUACUCUAUCAUUCUUCAAAAUAAGUUACCUCCUAAGUUGAACGAUUCAGGGAGUUUUUCUAUACCUUGUAUUAUUGGCAAUGUUAAUUUUGAUAGGCUUUAUGUGAUUUAGGUGCUAGUAUUAAUUUGAUACCUUUUCAUGUAUUUAGGAAACUUGGAUUAGGUGAACCUUCAUCUACCACAAUCUCUCUUCAAUUCGCAAACAGGGGCAUUAAAUAUCUAAGAGAAGU
Molecule: messenger RNA, 718 nt
Organism: Rubroshorea leprosula
Lineage: Eukaryota; Viridiplantae; Streptophyta; Magnoliopsida; Malvales; Dipterocarpaceae
Source: the annotation of a GenBank genome assembly